AUGGGUCGCGAAUUACAGAAAAGAAAGAACCGCGCAAAGGUGCCGAAGCUCAAGAAGAAGCGCAAGUUGUUGCGCAAUGGCGAUAAGAAAAUCAAUGUCCUUGGAAAUCAAUUGAUUGCAGACAACUGGAACAAAAAUGAGACUUUAAUCCAAAACUACUGCCGCCUAGGGCUGACCACCCGCUUAAACGCCCCGACCGGAGGUGUCGAAAGACCUCACGGCGUCGACGCCCUCACAGCAGAUCAACUCACAUCUGACUCUCUACACAUCACCGGAACCGCCGCUAUCCCCAAUGCCAACACACUAUUCGAUCCGGAGGAAGUCCAGGUUGAACGAGACCCCAAAACAGGCAAGAUUCUGCGCGUCAUCUCAGGCCAUAACGAAGAAGAUGACGAAGAAAUCGAAGUCGCUGGACGAAAAGUCAAACGGUCGAACCCUCUAUCCGACCCUAUCAAUGAUAUUGAGAAUGGUGUUACAUCUUUACACAAGAAGGCUGGGUUAGGCACAUCAUCAACCUCAGCCUCGGAGUUUGUGCGCCAAUUGGAAAUGCGUGCGUUACAGGAAGAAGAGGCCGUUAAGAAACGCCGGCCACGACAACAGAGUAAAAGAGAGGAAGAAUGGGUUGAGAAGCUGGUUGCACGUCAUGGAGAUAACAUUUUGGCGAUGGCGAGGGAUAAGAAACUUAAUCCUAUGCAGCAAAGUGAGGGUGAUAUAAGGAGACGAGUUCGCAUAUGGAAAGAAAGACGGUCUGAUUAG
Molecule: messenger RNA, 756 nt
Organism: Talaromyces marneffei
Lineage: Eukaryota; Fungi; Ascomycota; Eurotiomycetes; Eurotiales; Trichocomaceae
Exons: 2
Coding region: 1-756 (251 amino acids)
Biological process (GO): ribosomal large subunit biogenesis
Cellular component (GO): nucleolus
Source: RefSeq, a predicted model, not a curated record